AUGAAGCUUACGGGCCUUCUCGCGCUCUCGGCGCUCCUCGGCGCGGCCCUCGUCAACGCCAAACACACGAGCAAUUGGGCGGUGCUGGUUUGCACUUCACGGUUCUGGUUCAACUACCGGCAUCUGGCGAACGUCCUAUCUAUAUACCGUACUGUCAAGCGACUUGGCAUCCCCGACUCCCAAAUCAUCCUCAUGCUCCCUGAUGACAUGGCCUGCAAUCCUCGCAAUGCGUUUCCAGGGACCGUCUACUCCAACGCGGACCGCGCCGUCGACCUUUAUGGCGACAACAUUGAGGUGGACUACAGGGGAUACGAGGUGACGGUGGAGAACUUCAUCCGGCUGUUGACGGAUCGGGUUGGGGAUGAGAUGCCGCGGAGCAAAAGGUUGCUGACUGAUGACCGGAGCAACAUCUUGGUGUACAUGACGGGGCACGGCGGGAAUGAGUUUCUCAAGUUUCAGGACGCCGAGGAGAUUGGCGCCUUCGACCUCGCCGACGCGUUUGAACAGAUGUGGGAGAAGAAGAGAUAUCACGAGAUUCUGUUCAUGAUCGACACGUGCCAGGCAAACACCAUGUACAGCAAGCUAUACUCUCCCAACAUCAUCGCGACCGGGUCAUCCGAGUUGGACCAGUCUUCCUACUCUCACCAUGCAGACAGCGACAUCGGCGUUGCCGUGAUUGACCGGUACACAUACUACAACCUCGAGUUCCUCGAAACCGAAGUGCGAGACACCAGCAGCAAGAGAACCGUCGGCGACCUGUUUGAUAGCUAUACCUACGAGAAGAUCCACUCGAAUGCCGGUGUGCGUUACGAUUUGUUCCGCGGCGGUGCUGAAGCGGCGCGCAGCCGCCUCCUCACGGAUUUCUUUGGCAACGUCCAAGAUGUCGAGGUUGACUUGUCCAAAAAUACCACCCUGGAAGAGGACCUGCUUUCUCUCAGCAAAACGAUCGCGGCGCUUCAUCGGAAAGCCGCAGAGCAGGAAGCUACCAUGAAAAACAAUGCCACGAGCGAGCGCAGGGCCCAGAUUACUGGGCAGAAGAAGACGCAGUUCGCAAAGCCGCUUACCGACGACAACUGGUGGACCAAGAAGAUCCUAGGGGCAACUGCCGUAGCAGGCUGUGCGUUCCUGUGGGGCCUAAGCUCGUUUCUGGAAGGGCCUGGGAGGUGA
This is a messenger RNA of Canariomyces notabilis, 1167 nucleotides long. RefSeq lists its product as uncharacterized. Gene Ontology annotation, biological process: attachment of GPI anchor to protein; proteolysis. Bases 1 to 1167 code for a protein of 388 amino acids. The record is from RefSeq and is a predicted model, not a curated record. Gene Ontology annotation, cellular component: GPI-anchor transamidase complex. The transcript has 2 exons. Gene Ontology annotation, molecular function: GPI-anchor transamidase activity. Lineage: Eukaryota; Fungi; Ascomycota; Sordariomycetes; Sordariales; Chaetomiaceae.